Quercus robur (English oak) is the source of this 1524-nucleotide messenger RNA. RefSeq lists its product as uncharacterized. The transcript is spliced from 2 exons. The coding region runs from base 795 to 1085 and encodes 96 amino acids. NCBI's taxonomy places the organism in Eukaryota, Viridiplantae, Streptophyta, Magnoliopsida, Fagales, Fagaceae. The record is from RefSeq and is a predicted model, not a curated record.
UUCCGAUAAGAAUCAUUCUCCUGACACGGACGAUUUCAAGAAUUCCUACAAUUCCUUAACUUUAACUCUAACUCUUAACAACCACAUUCUUAAUUUUCACGCCCAUACUCACCAAUCACAAAAGUAAACACUAUCUGUUUUUGUUUUUUGUUUUUUUGUUUUUCCCCUGUUUUAAUUAUUAGUAGUAAUAUUUAUUUUUAUAUAUAUAUAUUUAAAAAUAAAAUAUUAAUCCCCUCAAAACCUGGGGGGAUUGUUCUUAUCUUAUCAAUCCAAUCAAAUUAUUACUCUCUCGCAGAUCUAUGAUCUGUCCCCAUCCAAUUCAAUCAAAAUAUUAUCUCAUUCAUUUUUUGUAUAGUAUUCGUUCUGAAACCAUAAUUUUCUGUCAUUUUCUCGGCAAAAUUUUGCGCUUUUUUUCCUCUCUCUCUAAGUGACGGUCUUCUUGGUUCUAAUGGUUUCAGAUUUAUGAUUUUCUCUAUUCUCCGAUUUCUUCGUUGAAAGCAUAAGCUGCACAUGAGCGUUGACCCUGUCUCUGCAUUGGAAAGGAAAAAAAAAUUAAUUAAAGCCAGAACCAUCUCUAAAUUUUGAAUCUUUUGAUACAGGGUCUGUAAAAUCUUGAUUUUCAUGCAAUUGGGUGAAUUGGGUUUCUCUUUUUUGGUGAAAGGUGAAUUGGGUUUCUGAUGAAUUACGAAUAUCCAGCGAAUUUUCGAUCAAAGACUGGUCCUUUGCUCUAUUUUCAUCGGAGCUAAUUGGCAAAGAAUUUGGGUUCACAGUUUGAGGAUAGUGUUAACUUUUUGAUGGAAACGGAUGCUACAGAUGUUAAUGGUUGCAAAAGUGAGGUUCCGUGUACUGUAGAAUCUCCAAAGGUUGAGGAUCAACAUGUUAAUGGAGAGGAGGAUAGUGAGUCUAAUUCAUUAUUGCCGCCUCGGCGAGAUGAGAUGUUGAGGAAGUCGGAGAAGACGAGGCGAAAAGUGCAGUGGAAUGAUAAGAAUGGGAAAAAGCUCGCUGAGGUUUUGGAAUUCGAUCCGAGUGAUGCAAGUGACUCUGAUGACGAGGAUUCAGAUUCUUGCAUCUGUACCAUAAUGUAGAUAUCAUUCGGUACACCCUGUUUCAGAAAAUAUCUGCUGGCUAAAUUAAUGAGGCAUUCUCUCCAACAUUUGACGAUUAUAGUAGAAAUUGGCCUCCUCUCAUCUUCUUGUUGUAAAGAUGGACCAAGGGUCGAAAACCAGUCUUAUGUUUGGCAUGAUUUGUGUGCUAUUCAUUAUAAGUGAAGUCUAACCAUUUCUUAGGUGAGAUUUUGAUGAGUUUCUUAAGGGCGUAUUCAGAGAAUGGAUCUCCUUCCCAUGAUAGAAUCAGAUGAGGAUGAUGGCAAUAUUGCUUCCAUGAUUUGUAACAUAUUCAAUAGAAUUGGGCUUUUCGAUGCUUUGCCACGUACAUUGAAAUGUAUUGUAGAAUAUACAUCCAAAUGAAUAUUUAGGAUUUAAUGAAGCAGCAGGAACCUCAAUUCCAUUUGCUUCGGUUUUUCCA